CCCCAUAAGCCUAACCGACCUUCUGAAACGCAUUGCGUGUUCGCAGACAUUAAGCCCACCAUGUGAAAGGUUGCGUCCUCGGCGUUGAGUAUCUGUCUCUCGCCGUGAGCAAUCUACCUAGGUAGUCGAGAAGCUGCAGAACACGGUCCUCCGGGUAGAAUAGCACGAUGGCCGACCACACACCAAGUUCAAGCCCGAGUUCGCUAAGCAACCUCAUCCGCCUCGCUCCUCUGCAGGUCAGUGAUCUCCCUGCGCAUCCCGAUCUUCCUGGCUCGUCUGCGAACCUGUCCGCCCUUCUGACGGCGCUCCUCGACGAGGGCGCGUCUUUCUUGUCCCCAUCGACCUUCAGCGGGAAUUUCAAGCACCAUUCCACCAAACCCUCUCCGCCGUCAGCCGCGCGUGUUGAAGUCCUUAGUCACAACGUCCCUGCGAAUGCUAUCGCGCAGAUUCAAUGGACGCGGUCUCACCCCGACAACAGGGGAGUGUCGCGCAGUAAGCCACCGAAGGUGGAUGCAGAGCACUGGUUCGCAAGACGCAGCCUACACCGGGACAUUUCCAGUAAAAGCAAGGAAACGCCCGGCCAUGCAAGUUGGGAUGAAUUCGUGUUCGGACUGCGCGAUGAGCAUAGCAAACAUGAGAUGGAGUUCACCCCGACGUUGUAUGAUGCGAGACCUGUCGCCGAUUGGAAGGGGCAGAUUCAUAAAAUGGAGGAAGAGGGAAAAGGCGGGUUCAAAGGGUAUACAAGUGUCAGUCUGGGCGUGUACGAGAUGUGUCACGCCAUUCCGCCGCCCUUGAUGCCGCGAUGUUUCUGUGUCUUGGUGGCCACGGCGAGUACGGGGAAGGAUGAGUUUGUCGCUGUUACGGUGCCGGUGGAUUUUACGGGAGCGGGUACGGACGGCGAAAGCGUGGGGUUUUAUUCAACGGGACGCAACACGAGAGAGGGUGAAGACGCUCAGAGAAGGAAGAAAGUGCUGAUGGGAUUGUAUACGGCUGUGGAGGUGGUCAGAAGAGAUCAGGAAAGGGAAGAGGUAGAGUGGAUCAUGGCGACAAGUAGUGAUGCAAAAGGGAAUCUGCCGAUGUGGUUGCAGAAGAUGAGUCUGCCGGGCGCGAUUGCUAAAGAUGUCGGGUUCUUUCUGAGCUGGAUUAAGGAUGUUGAUGAGGGUGAGGCAAUGGCAAAUACGAGGAGAGGCUGAAACAAUGCAGCUCGGGACUGAUCACGGCAUGGAUCCGCCUGUCGGGACUUCUCUUCGACUCGGUUAGCCGUUUCAUGUCCUUUGAUGAUGCUCCGAUCCAUUACGCAUGGACGAUCUAUCUACUGCUGCAGUUGCGGCCAUGGUCUCCUGACUGAACCCGCGAUAAGUUCAUCUACGAGAUCGGUGAACUUGAUCCAUGCAAAAUCUGGAUACAACUCUCGUCCAUUGAUAUAACCCAGGUACUCUGCAUUCUCGGGGGUAUUGUCCGCCCGUACAUAUUUACUGACACAAUACUCGGCAAUUGCCAAUCCGGCCAUGUUCAUUGGGUUUGCAGGGUCAGUUUCUGCAGCUGCUUUGGCAGCUUUGAGGUUCGCAAGCGCCUCUUCAGCAGACCUCUGCACCUUCAAGUUAGCCGACUGGAAGUCAUCACAUAGGGAAGUAUUCGAUCUUAC
Molecule: messenger RNA, 1645 nt
Organism: Exophiala xenobiotica
Lineage: Eukaryota; Fungi; Ascomycota; Eurotiomycetes; Chaetothyriales; Herpotrichiellaceae
Exons: 1
Coding region: 168-1193 (341 amino acids)
Source: RefSeq, a predicted model, not a curated record